Messenger RNA from Salvia hispanica, 650 nucleotides. Its product is annotated as acyl carrier protein 1, chloroplastic-like. Lineage: Eukaryota; Viridiplantae; Streptophyta; Magnoliopsida; Lamiales; Lamiaceae. The record is from RefSeq and is a predicted model, not a curated record. Gene Ontology annotation, biological process: fatty acid biosynthetic process. Gene Ontology annotation, molecular function: acyl carrier activity; phosphopantetheine binding.
UGCAGUUGAUAAGGCUGAAUAUUCACCAUUCCUUCACACCUCAGUUACUAAACCGGAGUUCUCACUUUCUUCUCGCUUCAUCGUCUCAGCUCAGCCAUGGCCUCUGUUUCUGCCAAUUUUGUUUGCUCAAGAACUUCAAUUCGAUUGCCCAACCAGAUGAUAACGAGCAAGAGUUUAAGGUUGGCGACAGUUGGUUGGGGGAGGACACCUGGUUUCCCUCGUCUCACUUCUUCCCGCUUUCAAAUCUCUUGUGCUGCAAAGCAAGAAACAGUGGACAAAGUGUGUGAGAUAGUGAGGAAGCAGCUUGCAUUGCCUGCUGACAAGGAAAUCACCCCUCAGACUACUUUCACGGAUCUUGGAGCCGACUCCCUCGAUACUGUGGAGAUUGUAAUGGGGCUGGAAGAAGAGUUUGACAUAACGGUGCAAGAGGAUAACCAAGACAACAUAAGCUGCAUCCAAGAAGCUGCUGAUCUCAUUGAACAGCUCGUUGCCAACAAAUCUUGAUACCUUCUUUUGUGUCAAUUUAGGAUUAUUUCAUGUAUGCUUUCGUUGUCUACAUUUUUGGUAUCUAAAGACUCAAAUAUUGUAGUUGGGGACAUGAAAGCUCUAUUCAAAAUUUUCUAUUUGGUGGAAUCUUUGAUUCAGAGGUA